UAUGAUGAGCUGAUCAAAUUUGUUGGGUUUUUUUCUUCCCAUUUACUGUUCAAUUUUAAAUGCCAACAUGAUGAUGAAAUCCAAGUUUGAUCAUGGAAACCAAGAAGCUGAUGGUGAUGGAGAAACUGAUUGGAAUAAUGGUCAGCUAUUACUGCAUGACAUUGAAGAAAUAAGCAAAGCUCUUUACUUGCACAAUACCCCUUCUAAGGCUUCCUUCUCCUCAGCUCGUAAUCGAUCCAAGUCUGCUGGAAGAUCCCGUUUGUCAAAACCUCAAGAUAACUUAACCCCUAGAUUUCAAAGGGAAGAUCUAUUGCCCAAGGACAAGAAGUUGUCUUCAACAUGGAAUUGGAAGAAGCCCUUGAAAGCUUUAGCCCAUAUUGGUCAUCGAAAGUUCAAUUGUUGCUUUAAUCUUCAUGUUCACUCAAUUGAGGGGUUGCCUUCGAAUUUCAAUGACAUGAGUUUAUGUGUGCAUUGGAAAAGGAAAAGCAGCAUUUUACAGACGCCCCCGUCAAGGGUUUUCCAGGGUGCUGUGGAGUUUGGUGAAACUUUGACACAUAUCUGUUCUGUUUAUGGUAGCCGUGCCGGGUCUAGUCACUCUGUCAAGUAUGAGUCUAAGCGUUUCUUGAUUUAUGCUUCUAUUGUUGGGGCACCUGAUCAUGACAUGGGGAAUCAUCAAGUAGAUCUCACACUGCUUUUACCUCUGACUUUUGAAGAGUUAAGGGGUGAUAAAAGUUCAGGGAAAUGGAGCACAAGUUUUAGGUUGGCAGGAAAGGCUGUAGGAGCUACCCUAAAUGCUAGUUUUAGUUAUCAAGUAAUGAAGGACGAGUUAAUGGAAUUUGGUGGUAAUGAUCCGAAAGUUCUCAACCUUGUUAACUUGAAGCCAGGUGGACCACACAGCACAGAAAAUGUUGUGGAUUUUAGUCCUAGCAAUAGUGAUGUAAAGCUUUGGCAGACUGGGAGCUUUCCACGUGAACUACAUAACGGAUUGGUCCUCCCUUCUUAUUCUAAUGAUGUAAAGUUAUCCCAUGAGGCAUUGCUGAAUUCUGGCUUGGGUUUCUCUAAAUCAAUCAGUUUCCUAUAUCAAAAACUUGAUGAGGGUAACUUCCAUAAUUCAUCACAGGUAGACUCGGAACAUUUGGGACCACUUAAAUCCCAAAUUCUUCUGAAACCAGUGUCAGCUCAAGAAUCAAACCAACAGGAGUCUGAAGAAACUGAAUUUUCCAUUAUUGAACAAGGAGUAGAAACGCUGGAAGGGGGUUCCUUGCAACUUGAUCAGACAGGAAUUCAAACAGUUGAUGUGUCAACAGUUGAAAUCAUUAAUAUGAAUGAGAUUAUCAAGGAUGACGACAUAUUUGUCGACAAGAACACAAGAUGUGAUUCAAUGGAUAACAUAUGUGCUAGUUGUGUGAAUGGGGCCGUGGAAGAUGACAGCAAAUACAUAUGCAGUAGUUCAGGUGUCAAUCUACCUUGUGUGAAGGUUGCGGAUACAGUUUCUGAGACAUCAGAGUUUCUUGGCCAAGAACACUACCUGAGUGUUAAAUCAAAUUAUAAAGCACAUAAAAUGGAAAAAAAGUCACAUAGCCUUGACGAUAUCACAGAAUCUGUUGCAAGUGAUUUCUUAAACAUGCUGGCCAUGGAGAGUGGCUCAUUUGGCUCAACUAGUGAUGGUGAUCCCCAGUCUCCCAGAGAGCAGCUUUUAAGACAGUUUGAAAAAGAGGCUCUAGCUUCAGGUAACUUUGCUUUAGAUUUUGAUGCAAAUGAGAAGGAAUUAGAGACAGAUACCUUUGGAUAUAGCUGUGGGGAUUGUGCUGUGGAUUCUGAUUUGUCCUUAAUUAUUCAAGCUGCUGAAGAGGAGCAUGCAAGGGCGAAUCAGUCAUUAAUACAGCGAAGGAAGGCCAAAAUUCUUGAAGAUCUGGAGACUGACUCAUUGAUGCAACAAUGGGGUUUAAAUGAGAGGGACUUUGAAAAUUCUCCCGUGACUUGGUCUGGUGGAUUUGGAAGUCCAAUUGAACUAUGUGAUCAAGAAUCAUCCAUAUUACCUUCAAUUGGACAAGGACUUGGUUCAUUUGUUCAAACUGUGGGUGGAGGCUUUUUGAGGUCCAUGAAUCCUUCCCUCUUCAGAAAUGCUAAAAAUUGUGGAAACCUCAUCAUUCAGGCUUCUAAUUCAGUUGUUCUACCCGCAAAAAUGGGCAAUGAUAUAUUGGAGGUACUGCUGCAUGUGGCAUCUGCUGGAGUUGAAGAGCUGUGUGAUCAUAUUUAUAAAUUAAUGCCUUUGCAAGAUAUCACCGGCAAAUCCAUUAAGCAUGUUGAGUGGGAUGCUACAACCAACAGGGGGGCUCCUGGAAGCCAGGGAUCAUUGCAAUAUGAUUUGUUUGAAAAAUUUCCAUAUGGUUAUUUAACAGAUGAAAGCAUGGGCUUGAACUCUAUAUCUCUACAAGCUAUAGCUCCUAUGACUAUUAAUAAGAUCGAAGCCCUUUUGAUAGAAGGGUUGAGAAUGCAGUCUGGCAUGUUGAACGAGGAGGCAUCUUCAUACAUUCAUCCACAAUAUACAAAGAUGCCUGCCUUUGGAGGCAGAAGAGCCAAUCUUAGAGGGUUUCCCACAUUAGAAAGAGUUGCAAAAUUGCAACUAGAAGAUAGUGGAGAAAUUGACAAUGAUGUUGAUGGAUUGAUGGGUCUGUCAAUAAGAUUGGAUCAGUGGUUGAGAUUGGAUUCUGGCAUUAUUGAAGGAGAUCAGAAUUUGGAGCAAAUUUUGAAGAUCCUUAAAGUACACCAUUCUGAAAUCACAGAAUUAGAUGAUGAAGGGUUGAAAAAUGCCAUGGCCGAGGCAAACACAUAUGGCAGAAAGCAUGGACUCAUGGGGAACCAGUUAACAGUGGCUUUUGUGAUCCAGCUUAGAGAUCCUCUACGAAAUUAUGAACCAGUUGGCGUUCCAAUGCUUGUUAUAACUCAGGUUGAAAGAGUUCACAUACAUGCAAUGCAGCAAGACCAAAUCAAUUUUCUUGAGAGACAGAAAAAGGAAAUGGAAAAUGAGGCCCUGCUAAAUGAGAAGAGUAUGGAGAACACAAAUAUAGAUAAUGAAGCCCCUCAGUUUGGAUUUAAAAUCAACCAGAUUCAUCUUUCAGGUGUCCUUACCAAACCUGGAAACAGGUUACUUUGGGGUACUACAGCUCAGCAACAAUCUGGGUUCCGUUGGUUGCUUGGCAGUGGCAUGGGUAAUAGUACUGUCAAACAUUCAUCUUCAAAAUCAAAGGCUAUUGUUAGAUCAUCCCCACAGUUUACCAAAAAUUUGCUGAAUGAGGAUAUCCUGUGGAGCAUUUCUUAUGUUAAUGAUAACAUGGGGGCUAAUAAUGGUAAAGAGCUGGCAUCUGAAAAUGGCUACAUUCGGAACCCUGAUAUCAUCUUCCCAAAUUGAACCAUCAGAUCAUAUGUGACAUGCUAUUUUAGCCAAUUUCGUAAAUUUCUCCAUGUAGAUAGUCAUAUUAGUAGAUUAUCCAGGAAGUUAUACGAGUCAGCUAGCCCAAAUUUUCAUAGAUAUUGAAUUCCCUGGCCUUCUUGGAAACGACCCUUUCUUUCAAUCAUCCUCCUGAUUUUGGAGAUGUAUAUCCAAAUUUAAGGACUAGAGUAGAGUUA
Molecule: messenger RNA, 3630 nt
Organism: Gastrolobium bilobum
Lineage: Eukaryota; Viridiplantae; Streptophyta; Magnoliopsida; Fabales; Fabaceae
Product: protein PLASTID MOVEMENT IMPAIRED 1-RELATED 1-like
Exons: 2
Coding region: 68-3412 (1114 amino acids)
Source: RefSeq, a predicted model, not a curated record